AUGAAUGUGAACCCAACUAGGUUAACACUUUUACAUUCGGAUUUUAUUGUAUCACUCGUCUCUCAAUAUUUUGAAUAUCAAGAUGAUGUUUAUAAAUGUCUUUUGGUGAAUCCAUCUUGGGCAAGGAUGCUUGUUCCAGUGUUGUGGAGAAGUCCAGUAUGGAAAACACCAAAAUCAUUUCAAAAAUUCUUGCGUACAUUAGAGGAAGUAGAUCCACAACAUGAUUAUGGAAAAUUUAUCGAAAAAUUGACAUUUAAACUAUAUUCAAAUACUCCAAUGCAAUUAUUUACAACGCAAACAUUGGAUAUUAUAUCAUCAAAAUGUCCAAAUGUAUUAUAUUUAACAUUCGAUUGUUUAAAACCUUCAACUCCUUCAUAUUUCAUUACUACAAAUAGUGACUUACCUCCAAAUAUUUUGGUAACUUUGUUACAAAGAUUUCCAAAUUUGAUCACAUUUAAGGGGCCAAGAUUUAAUACAAUGCAAUGGCUCGGAGCAGGAUUAACACCUAUGAGGAAAGGACUUCUUCCCAAUAUAAGAUCAUUAAGAUUAUCAUUAGAUUGGAGGGAUCUAUCAUUACCAUUCUUAUUACAUGAUAUCGGAAGUCAUUGUCCACUUAUUACUUCUCUUGAUGUCAUAACUGAUAUUCCUGAACAAACAGCCAAAGUUAUUGUAGAUGCAUUCCCACACUUAACAUCAUUUUCAUGUAUAACGGCAACAUUCCAAUCAUUAAAGAUAUUAAUUAGCGCAUUAAAUAAAUUAACUUCUUUAAAAUUACAAUUUGGACAAGAUAUAACUGAUGAACUUUUAAUAAAAAUUACGUCAAAAUUUCCCAAAUUAGAAUCAUUCACAUUAACAAAAGGUUGGUAUUCUUUACCAUCAUUCAUGAAAACUUGGUCAUUAAUACAACAACAAAGUUUAAAUUAUUUAGAAUUUUCUCAUUAUACUGAGUUAACAAAUGAUAUGUUAUUACCUAUAUUUCAAUCAUGUCAUAAUUUAACUUCAUUGAAAUUAAUUCAUUGUCCUCGUAUAACUGAUAGUUCUAUAACAUACUUAUCUAAAUAUCGUGGAAAUAAUUUAAAAAAUUUAUUAAUUCAUCAUAAUUAUAAUAUUUCUGAUCAAGGAAUUAGUUCUUUAGAAAUUUGUAAGAAUUUACUUACUUUAAAUUUAUUAGAAUGUCCUAAAAUUACUUCAAAAUCUUUAAGUAAAAUUAUUAAAGAAUGUAAGAAAUUAUUAGAAUUUUAUGGUAGUUUUAAUUAUAGGUUGACAAAUGAUAUAGUUAGUUGCUUUAAUUCUAAUUCUUAUGAAAAUAAGAAUUUAUUGGUUUUUGGUAAUAGAUUUGUUUGUUUAAAUAAUAUUCAAAUUUCCAAAACUAUUGAUAGUUCAAUAUUAUUUAAAUUAUCAACAAAAUUACCAAAUUUAAGAAAAUUGGAUAUAAGAUAUCCGAUUAAAAAUGUGAACCCAAAUAAAUUAAUUAAAGCUAUAUUAAAUUUCAAAUUACUUGAAAAAUUAUGUAUAGUUCCCCCUCCAAAUUUAAAACGUAAACAUUUAAGAUUAUUAGAUACUGAACAUAAGCGUUUGAAAGAAAUUUGGUUUAUGACAAAAGAACAUCCUAAAGUUCGGCAAUAUAUUUAUGAAAAUGAUAGCAAAAGUGGUAUUAGAAUUGAACUUUGUAUGUUAGCUCACGACGAAGAGAUUUGA
Messenger RNA from Rhizophagus irregularis DAOM 181602=DAOM 197198, 1698 nucleotides. RefSeq lists its product as uncharacterized. NCBI's taxonomy places the organism in Eukaryota, Fungi, Glomeromycota, Glomeromycetes, Glomerales, Glomeraceae. Gene Ontology annotation, cellular component: SCF ubiquitin ligase complex. Gene Ontology annotation, biological process: SCF-dependent proteasomal ubiquitin-dependent protein catabolic process. The record is from RefSeq and is a predicted model, not a curated record.